UAGGGAAAAUUAUAGAAACUACACGGCCAUGUUUUAGGAUUGUCGCUAGAAAGUAAGCGGCAUGGGAAGAGCGUUCGUGUAUGUGAUCGUGGGAGGAGGUGUUGCUGCUGGUUACGCAGCUCUCGAAUUCACAAGGAAAGGUGUCUCCGAUGGCGAGCUCUGCAUCAUCUCCGAUGAACCCGUUGCACCAUAUGAGAGGCCCGCGUUAAGCAAAGGUUUUCUGUUGCCAGAAGAUCCUACACGGCUUCCUUCUUUCCACACUUGUGUUGGGGCUAAUGAUGAGAUACUGACCCCAAAAUGGUACAAGGAACAUGGAAUCGAAUUAGUCCUUGGAACUCGUGUUAAGUCCGUUGAUGCGAGGAGGUUGACUCUUGUAACAAGCACCGGGGAGACUAUAACUUACAACUUUUUGAUCAUUGCAACAGGUGCCAGGGCGCUGAAGCUCGAAGAGUUUGGGGUGGAAGGCUCGGAUGCUGAAAAUGUAUGUUACUUACGAGAUCUGAGCGACGCAGACAGGCUUGCCACUGUGAUCCAAUCAAGCUCCAAUGGGAAUGCUGUUGUUAUCGGUGGUGGCUAUAUUGGCAUGGAAUGUGCUGCAUCUUUAGUGAUCAACAAAAUCAAUGUGACCAUGGUUCUUGCAGGGGCUCACUGCAUGGCGCGUCUCUUUACUCCCAAGAUUGCAACUUUCUAUGAAGACUACUACAUGGGUAAAGGAGUGAAGUUUAUCAAAGGAACUGUUUUGACAUCAUUUGAGUUUGAUUCGGAUAAAAAGCAGGUCACGGCGGUUAAUCUGAAAGAUGGGAAUCAGUUACCAGCAGAUUUGGUCGUGGUUGGAAUCGGAAUACGACCAAACAUAAGCUUGUUUGAAGGACAGCUAACAAUAGAGAAAGGAGGGAUAAAAGUGAACAGCCAAAUGCAGUCAAGUGAGAGUUCAGUGUAUGCAAUAGGCGAUGUAGCUACAUUCCCAGUGAAACUAUAUGGCGAAAUGAGGAGGCUAGAGCAUGUGGACUUCGCUAGGAAAUCUGCACGGCACGCAGUUUCAGCGAUCAUGGAGCCAGAGAAGACAGGAGAGUUUGACUACUUGCCGUGUUUCUACUCAAGGUUCUUUGCCUUCUCCUGGCAGUUCUAUGGAGACCAUGUUGGUGAAGUUGUGCACUUUGGGGAGUAUGAAGACGGUGAAGUGUUUGGAGCAUAUUGGGUUAAAGAGGGUCACCUUGUUGGGUGUUUUCUUGAAGGUGGGACCAAAGAACAGUAUGAAACUAUCUCUAAGGCAACACAGUUGAAACCAGCUGUUACUGAUAUGGAAGAACUGGAAAGAGAAGGACUCGGGUUUACUCAGACAGUGGUGAGUCAGCAGGUGGUUACUGAAGUUAAGGAUGUUCUAAGCUCUGAGAUUGUGAGGCAGACGUCAAGAGUUGUGAGUCUUGUGACGGUGGAGAAGCCUUUGCAUGUAUGGCACGCGGUGACUGGAGUUGUUGUUGCUGCGUCUGUGACUGCGUUUGCUUUUUGGUAUGGUAGGAGACGUCGUAGAUGGUGAAAUAAUUCAUUGGCAGGGCAGUGCCUGAGAUUUUCUCGACUAGAAGCGAGACUUUUUUUUG
Molecule: messenger RNA, 1598 nt
Organism: Brassica oleracea var. oleracea
Lineage: Eukaryota; Viridiplantae; Streptophyta; Magnoliopsida; Brassicales; Brassicaceae
Product: probable monodehydroascorbate reductase, cytoplasmic isoform 2
Exons: 7
Coding region: 62-1537 (491 amino acids)
Cellular component (GO): cytoplasm
Molecular function (GO): flavin adenine dinucleotide binding; oxidoreductase activity, acting on NAD(P)H
Source: RefSeq, a predicted model, not a curated record